This is a messenger RNA of Oryctolagus cuniculus (rabbit), 2569 nucleotides long. The record is from RefSeq and is a predicted model, not a curated record. Lineage: Eukaryota; Metazoa; Chordata; Mammalia; Lagomorpha; Leporidae.
GUGGCUGUGGAAGAACUACCAAUAUGUGCUGGCCUUCCGCUUUGCCAUCCAGGAGAUCAAUAAGGACUCCCAGCUCCUCCCCAACCUGACCCUUGGUUUCAAAUUCUUCAAUGCCUUUGCCAGUGAACAGUACACCUUACUGAGCAUAGUAUAUUGGUUGAUUGGGAUUAAUGUGCCUUUCCCUAACUACACCUGCCAUACACAAGGGAGACACGUUGCUGUCAUUGCUGGAACUACAUCAGCAUUGUCUGUUGAGUUUGGAACGCUUUUGGAGCUCUACAAAAACCCACAGAGUAGCAAGAUUUUUCAUCUCUACUGCACUCUUUCUUUUCACACAAUAGUAACCUAUUUAAAGUUGACCUUGGGGAGAAAUUCUUUUCACUCACUUCCAAGAGAGAUAACACAAAUCCUACAAAAGUUUGAUCAUGUUUUUCUUUGCUUUCAGCUCACCUAUGGCCCUUUUGAUCCCAUGCUAAAUGAUAAAGAUCAGUUUCCCUCACUCUAUCAGAUGGCAACCAGUGACAGCUCUUUGGGCCAUGGAAUGAUCUACUUGUUGCUGCAUUUUGGCUGGACUUGGGUGGUGCUCUUUGUGUCUGAUGACAUGAAAGGAGAGCAGUUCCUUCAGUAUUUUGAAGCAGAGAUGCUCAAGAAAGGUAUCUGUGUGGCCUUUACAGUUAAGCUCCCUGUCACAAAGAAGUUGUAUGGGUAUGGUGAUCUCACUUUCAUGAGUAGCAUCAGAGUUUCAUCUGCAAAUGUGCAUAUACUCUAUGGUGAUGUAAGAGGUCUCAUCAGUGUGGACAUUUCAGUGCAGUCCUUUGUAACCAUCGGGAAAGUGUGGAUCAUGACAUCAAAGUGGGAUCUUGUUAUGUCUGAGACAAACCACAUGUUGCAUUCUUGGCACGGAGGCUUCUCAUUUUCACCCCACAAGGAAGAAAUUCCUGGCCUCAAACAUUUUGUCAAGAUGGCAAACCCUUCCCACUACCCAGAAGACUUUUAUUUCAGUAAAUUAUGGCUUUUCCAUCUGCACUGCUCACUUGAAGGAUCAUUUUGUGGACAUAUUGGAAGCUGCCCACCAAAUACCUCCUUAGAGUUUCUUCCAGGACAUAUUGACUUGCUGACCAUAUCUGACUCCAGCUAUUUAAUCUACAAUGCUGUCUACACAGUGGCCCACGUCCUCCAUAAAAUGAUUUUGGAGAAAGUAGAAAUGGGAUCUCCAGGAGAAGCAAUACAACCUAUGAUUCUUCCCUGGCAGGUAAACCUCCCCACCCCUCAAUCUGUGUGUAGCCAGAGCUGUGGUCCAGGAUUCAGGAAAAUGUCACAGGAAGGAAGACCUAUCUGCUGCUAUACUUGUGUUUUGUGUCCAGAGAAAGAAAUUGCCAAUCAGACAGAUGCAAAGCAGUGCAUCCCAUGUGAAGAUCACGAAUACCCAAACCAGGAUAGAAGUCACUGCCUCCCUAAGUUGAUGACGUUCUUGGACUUUGAGGAAUCUCUGGGGAUGGCUCUGGCCUGCAUGGCUCUGUGCUUCUCUGUCCUCACAGCUGCGGUCCUCUGGGUCUUUGUGAAGCACCAAGACACUCCCAUAGUCAAGGCCAAUAACAGGACCCUCAGCUACAUCCUGCUCAUCACUCUCUUCCUGUGCUUCCUCUGCUCCUUACUCUUCAUUGGCCGUCCCAACACAGCCACCUGCCUCCUCCAGCAAAUAGCAUUUGGCCUUGUGUUCACAGUGGCUGUUUCCACUGUGCUGGCCAAGACCAUCACUGUGAUUCUGGCCUUCAAGGUUACAAAACCUGGCAGAACUGUCAGGCGAUUGUUGAUAUCAGGAGUUUCUAACUCUGUCAUUCCCAUCUGCUUCCUCCUCCAACUGAUUCUCUGUAGCAUCUGGCUGGGAAUCUCUCCUCCCUUCAUUGAGUUAGAUACACACUCUGAGCCUGGCCACAUCAUCCUGGUGUGCAAUAAGGGUUCGGUCACUGCCUUCUACUGUGUCCUGGGCUACCUGGGUUCCAUGGCCCUGGCCAGCUUCACUGUGGCUUUUCUAGCCAGGAAUCUGCCUGACACUUUCAAUGAAGCUAAGUUCCUUACAUUCAGCAUGCUGGUGUUCUGCAGUGUCUGGGUGACCUUCCUUCCUGUCUACCACAGCACCAAGGGGAAGGUCAUGGUGGCUGUGGAGGUCUUCUCCAUCUUGGCCUCCAGUGCGGGGCUCCUGGGCUGCAUCUUUGUCCCCAAGUGCUAUGUUAUUCUCAUAAGACCUGAGAUGAACUCUUUGAAAGGCUUAAAGAAUAAAAGCAAGUUCUAAAGGAUUCUAAAAUUUUUCCACUUGUUUUGCUAUCACAUAUUCAGAGUUUAGAACCAUGAAUCCAGACUGAAGUAGCAAUCCAGAAAUAAUGAAGGAACUAAAGUUGGUUUUUUUCCUUUAAAAACUAUUUAUGUAUUGGACAUACAGCCUAGCAGUCUGAGUGCAUGGCAUCAAUUUCUGGCUCUGGCUUUGGCUCCUGACCUGGACUUCUGAUUCCUGGGGACCCUGGAAGGCAGUGGUGAAUCUUCACGUAACUUGGUCCUGUCCAACCAUAUG